Messenger RNA from Fusarium tjaetaba, 1665 nucleotides. Its product is annotated as cytochrome P450 monooxygenase. The transcript has 4 exons. NCBI's taxonomy places the organism in Eukaryota, Fungi, Ascomycota, Sordariomycetes, Hypocreales, Nectriaceae. The coding region runs from base 1 to 1665 and encodes 554 amino acids. The record is from RefSeq and is a predicted model, not a curated record. Gene Ontology annotation, molecular function: iron ion binding; monooxygenase activity; heme binding.
AUGCAUAUAAUCAACACCAUCAUUGAGCUUUCUUCGCAAAUGAGAGGGCCAAUUCUAGCUACCACGUUGGCAACAUGUCUCAUUAUCGUGAUAUUAUGCCGUGGCUACAACCAUCGCCGAUUUUACCGAGACUUGCCAGGACCUCCCCAUAGCUGGCUGUUCGGCCAUAUCAAGGUCUUUAGCCAAGUCGCAGCAUCGAUGCCGCCAAACACUCACCCGCAGCUCCUCUAUACAGAAAUGGUCCGCUUAUACAACCUUGAAGAAAUAUUCUACCUCGACCUCUGGCCUAUAGGCCCUGGUAUGGCCGUGAUUACUGAUCCUAAACUGAUGGACAACUCAUCCCUUCCGAAACCUCUUCCUAUACAUCCCUUUACUGCGAUAUUCCUGAAGCCAAUGUUUGGCGAGGGAACAAUGGCAGCGACCAACGGCGCGCUAUGGAGGAAAAUGGCCACAGCUGUUAGUCCGGCUUUCUCGAUGGGCCAUGUCCUAGGAAUGACGAAUAUCAUGAUCGACGAAUGUCUGCUAUUCCAAGAUAAGUUGGCCGAGUUGGCCGUGACAGGAGACACAUUCUCCAUGGAGGAGCUCGUCGCGAAACCAGUAUUCGACAUAGCUGCGACAGUCACAGUUGGAGAGCCUCAGUAUUCUCAAACAGUAGGAAGUCAAGUCUUGGAGGAUUUGAGGGACCUUGUGAAUCUUGCUCAAGGAGAGACAGACCCCCUCAUUGCCUAUAACCCAAUUAUACAGAUCCCCCGACGAUGGAAAAGACACCGAAUCGUUAGCAGGCUCAACAGCUCCCUGAGGCAAAAGGUUAACGAAUGCGUGGAGCGGAUUGUUCGGGAAGGAGGCGUUCCAUCAAGGCAGAACCCGAGAAGCAUCAUGGAUCUCUUGGUUCGUGAGCAUGCGGAAGCUGUGCUGGAGGAAAGGAAGAGAGGUGUGUACGGCCGUCCACGGCUUUCUAGUUCCAAAGAAGAGAUGCUCUUUAGCAAUCUAAGAACGAUGCUGUUGGGAGGGCACAGCACAUCGACGAACACUCUCUGCUUACUAUUGAUGCUUCUAUCAAAAGCCCCUGAUGUUGUGGAAAAGAUGAACCAAGAACACAUUGAACAGCUUGGAACCUCUCCUGAAGUCACUCUUCUCGCCAACCCAAAUAUGCUUCGAAGACUCCAUUACACAGAAGCGGUUCUCAAAGAGUCUUUGAGGCUUUACCCCCUCGGUUCCGAUCUAAAACAAGCACCUCCAGGGACGACAGUCACCACAAACGAUGGCCGCCGCCUCCCUAUCGCCAAUGGCCUCGUCGUGACAGCCAGCGCACACACCAUCCACUACGACGCACACAUAUAUCCGGAUCCUGCAGCCUUUCGACCAGAACGAUGGCUAAAUCAAGAGAAACCCAUCCCCGGUGAUUACUUCAGGACAUUUGGCGGAGAUGGGAGAACGUGCCCUGGCCAGAAUAUGGGAAUGAACAUACUCAAGAUUGUCAUGGUCAUGACUAUGGGUAAGUAUACGUUUGAAUGUGCGGGACUGAAGCCCAACAGAGAGCCCAAGACGAAACAUACCAAUUUCGAUCUCGUAUUUGGGGGCUUGGCAUUCCAGCAGCUUGGGUUGGACGGGAGGCCAAGGGAUGGGAUGAUGAUGACUGUAAGGAAGAAGGCGCAAGUUCAUUAA